Messenger RNA from Chenopodium quinoa (quinoa), 489 nucleotides. RefSeq lists its product as uncharacterized. The record is from RefSeq and is a predicted model, not a curated record. The coding region runs from base 1 to 489 and encodes 162 amino acids. The transcript has a single exon. Lineage: Eukaryota; Viridiplantae; Streptophyta; Magnoliopsida; Caryophyllales; Amaranthaceae.
AUGAAACGAGGCAAAAUCGCUAGUAAACUUGCCAUUAAAAACAUUUUAUUCCAUCACUACCACCAUCACCACCACCGCGACACCUUCCCCUCUAGGGACGGCGUAUUUGAACCAUCCCACCUUCAAUCUAGCCCUACCGACUACUCUCAAGAGUCCGACGUUAGCUGCACCAACACCCCCUUGAACCCCAACCACAACCUCGCCAACAAUAAAAAAGGCGGUCAAUAUCAACACCAUCGUAACAACAGCUUCUAUUACACACCCCUAAGGACUUUUGAUGGUACGGAUAGUUUUGAAGCUAUUUACAAGGUGCUAGAGGCCGUGUCACCUCUACCUAGCAAAGAAAAACGCGGUGUCCGACAGCUAAGGAUUACGGAUUCACCAUUUCCUUUGCAAAGUGAGGAGGGUUAUGAUCGUCGUGUGGAUCAAGCUGCCGAGGAUUUCAUUAAGAGGUUCUACUCCCGGAUUGAAAAGCAAGUUUACGAUUAA